CAAUGUACUCUAAUACUCCCAACUUCUUGGCUUUCCUGUCAGUAUGAAAGCUGAACAGGUUAUCUUAUACAUGCUUGUUCAAAUACAUGGCUAAAGGAAAGUUUAAAACCAUCAGAUCUGGACCCACUUCAAACUCAUGGCUUAAAAAAUAAACCCCGUUCUUUCUGCCUCCACUGCCGUCAUGGCUCCCGUGAAAAAGCCUGUGGCGAAGGGGGACAAAAAAAAGAAGCAGGUUCUGAAGUUCACUCUUGAUUGCACCCACCCUGUAGAAGAUGGAAUUAUGGAUGCUGCCAAUUUUGAGCAGUUUUUGCAAGAAAGGAUCAAAGUGAACGGGCAAGCCGGGAACCUUGGUGGAGGGGUGGUGACCAUCGAAAGGAGCAAGAGCAAGAUCACCGUGACGUCCGAGGUGCCUUUCUCCAAAAGGUAUUUGAAAUAUCUCACCAAAAAAUAUUUGAAGAAUAAUCAUCUACGUGAUUGGUUGCGCGUAGUUGCUAACAGCAAAGAGUUACGAAUUACGUUACUUCCAGAUUAACCAGGACGAAGAAGAGGAAGACAAGGAUUAAAUUUCAUUUAUCUGGAAUAUUUUGUAUGUGUUCUUGAAUAAAACAGCAAUAACAAAAAAAAAAAAACCCUGUUUUACCUCUAAACCCUAGUGCAGUUUACAUUCUCAAUUGUUUCUGCCUCUAAACCUGUAUUUUAUGAUUAAGGCAUUUAUUUCUUCCUCUUACCUCAGAUUCGUUAGUCU
Molecule: messenger RNA, 745 nt
Organism: Cebus imitator (Panamanian white-faced capuchin)
Lineage: Eukaryota; Metazoa; Chordata; Mammalia; Primates; Cebidae
Product: 60S ribosomal protein L22-like
Exons: 1
Coding region: 182-532 (116 amino acids)
Biological process (GO): cytoplasmic translation
Cellular component (GO): ribosome
Molecular function (GO): RNA binding; structural constituent of ribosome
Source: RefSeq, a predicted model, not a curated record